GAAUGGUCCUAUCUCUGAAACUGACAGUUUAUGUUGUGUUCGAUUUUUACGGAAUUCUCGGAAAUAUGAUACUUUAGCUGUUUGCGUAAUACAAUAAUUAAAAUCAUCACCUUUCGAUCUGGGCUAAAGGAAUCACCCUAAAAUAUAAGAAUAUGCCGUAUAAUUCGGAUAAGAAAGUAAACGAAGAGAAACUGUGAUUUAUGCAUUAGGACAUUUCUGUAAUGUUUGCCGACACUUGUUCAAAAAGAAAACAGUGUUAGAAAUUAGAAACGUUGUCCUUUUAAUAGGUUAAAUAACUUAUUUUAUUCCAGUGAAUUACAGCGAAUGUUAAUUCCAAGGAUAUCGAACGUUCGGUACAACGUGGUUCGUAACGUUUUUGUAACAUCGUAUCUGAACAAGAUCUGCAAAAUGUCAUCGGAAUGUGUUAGUGAAACGGAAGGGGACCUGUUUGCGGCUCCCAAAGACCACUCGUUGGCCCAUUGCGUAGCUGCCGAUUUGAAGAUGGGCGGAGGAAUAGCAGUAAAGUUUAAGCAAGUGUUCAAACAGGUUGAAGAAUUAAAAACCCAGAAGGCAGGCGUCGGCGGAGUAGCAGUUCUGAAAGAUGAUCAACGCUUCAUAUACUAUCUGGUCACGAAGAAAGCAUCCUACGAUAAGCCAACAUACGAUGACCUUACGAAGUCACUGACGGCAAUGAAGCAGCACAUGAUUGAGAAUAACGCCAAAAAAUUAGCAAUUCCACGCAUUGGUUGCGGUAUCGAUGGAUUGGAAUGGCCUAAAGUAAAAAGUAUUUUGAAUGAUGUUUUCGGAACCGAAGGAAAUUUUAAGAUUGUUGUGUACAAUUUUGUUCCGAAAUAG
Molecule: messenger RNA, 855 nt
Organism: Malaya genurostris
Lineage: Eukaryota; Metazoa; Arthropoda; Insecta; Diptera; Culicidae
Product: ADP-ribose glycohydrolase OARD1-like
Exons: 4
Coding region: 325-855 (176 amino acids)
Biological process (GO): peptidyl-glutamate ADP-deribosylation
Source: RefSeq, a predicted model, not a curated record